CGGGCCGGGCCGGGCCGGGCCGGGCAGCAGCGGCCAUGGGGAACCUGUUCGGGCGGAAACGGCGGAGCCGCGUCACGGAGCAGGACCGGGCCGUGCUGCAAUUGAAGCAGCAGCGGGACAAGCUCCGGCAGUACCAGAAGCGGCUGAGCCUGGGGCUGGAGCGGGAGCGGGCGCUGGCCCGGCAGCUGCUCCGGGACGGCAAGAAAGAGAAAGCCAUGCUCCUGCUGAAGAAGAAACGGUACCAGGAGCAGCUUCUGGAUAAAACAGAGAACCAGAUCAGCAACCUGGAGCGCAUGGUCCAGGACAUUGAAUUCACCCAGAUUGAAAUGAAGGUCAUCGAGGGCCUGAAAAUAGGCAACGAGUGUCUGAACAAAAUGCACCAGGUUAUGUCCAUAGAAGAAGUGGAAAGGAUAAUAGGAGAAACCCAGGAUGCAGUGGAGUACCAGAGGCAAAUCGACGAGCUCCUGGCUGGCAGCCUGACUGAGGAGGAUGAAGAUGCCAUUCUAGAAGAACUAAAUGCAAUUACUCAGGAACAGUUGGAGCUUCCAGAAGUUCCUUCGGAGCCGCUCCCGGAGAAGAUCCCAGAAGUGUCACCCAUCAAGAACAGGCCAAAGCCAGAGCUGGUGGCAGCGUCUUAACUCCCAGUGCUGGGGAUUCCCCCACGAAACUUUCACCCUGGACAGUUUGCCCUCCCAGCGUGUGCUGGGACAGGCAAUGCCUUGGCAGCAUCCCAGCUGUGCUGGGUGGAUUGUGGAGCAGGAUUCCCUGCGCAGGGUGGGGAACCUCAGCUGAUUAUCGCUCUUGUAUCAAGAUUAUUUUCUAGUGCUUUCUUUUUUUGUAACUUAAAUUCCAAACUCACUCAGCCGCGCUGUCUCGGGAUUAAACAGCAACUCUUAAGUCAUCCAAAGCCAAA
Hirundo rustica (Barn swallow) is the source of this 913-nucleotide messenger RNA. RefSeq names its product charged multivesicular body protein 6 (gene CHMP6). The coding region runs from base 36 to 638 and encodes 200 amino acids. Gene Ontology annotation, cellular component: multivesicular body; ESCRT III complex. The transcript has 8 exons. The record is from RefSeq and is a predicted model, not a curated record. Lineage: Eukaryota; Metazoa; Chordata; Aves; Passeriformes; Hirundinidae. Gene Ontology annotation, biological process: late endosome to vacuole transport via multivesicular body sorting pathway; vesicle budding from membrane.